Messenger RNA from Tripterygium wilfordii, 2075 nucleotides. RefSeq names its product glucan endo-1,3-beta-glucosidase 3-like. Gene Ontology annotation, biological process: carbohydrate metabolic process. The coding region runs from base 271 to 1611 and encodes 446 amino acids. Gene Ontology annotation, cellular component: plasma membrane. Gene Ontology annotation, molecular function: hydrolase activity, hydrolyzing O-glycosyl compounds. The transcript has 3 exons. NCBI's taxonomy places the organism in Eukaryota, Viridiplantae, Streptophyta, Magnoliopsida, Celastrales, Celastraceae. The record is from RefSeq and is a predicted model, not a curated record.
UGUGUCUUUACAAGUUAAUGACAACAUUACAUAGAUAGAAUCAGAAACCCUUCGGUUCUGUUCCACUAAUUUCACACUUGUUUAAGUCAUACGACCGCAUAGACCUCCGAAAAGAAGGUCACUUUUCUCUUUCUCUGUUGAUUCUCUUUCUUCCUUUCUCUUUUUUUUGGGUCGGUGUAGAUUUCCCUUCUGGGUUUUCUUUGAGGAGUUCAGUGGGUUUUUGCGUUUAUGGUGUUGUGAGAUUGAGAGAGGUCUGUACUGAAGAUUUUGAUGGAUGCAUUGCUGCCUCUGCUACUUGUUUUGGCAGUGUCCGCUGUUUCUGCUGAUGAAGAUGCCUUCAUUGGUGUGAACCUUGGUACAGACCUCUCUGACAUGCCAAAUCCAACUCAGGUUGUGGCUCUUCUAAAGGCUCAGAAUAUACGACAUGUCAGGCUUUAUGAUGCAGAUCGAGCAAUGCUUCUCGCACUUGCUAACACAGGCAUUCAUGUGACCGUGUCUGUUCCCAAUGACCAGCUUCUGGGCAUUGGUCAAUCCAAUGCCACUGCAGCCAAUUGGGUUGCUCGCAAUGUAAUAGCCUAUGUCCCUGCCACCAACAUUACAGCCAUAGCCGUCGGAUCUGAAGUCCUAACUGCCCUCUCAAAUGCUGCUCCAGUCUUAGUUUCUGCCUUGAAUUUCAUCCACUCUGCCCUUGUUGCUUCUAAUCUUGAUGGCCAAAUCAAAGUCUCCACCCCAUACUCAUCUUCCCUUAUCCUGGAUUCCUUUCCACCUUCCCAAGCUUUCUUUAAUCGUUCAUGGGAUCCAGUCGUGGUUCCCUUACUCAAAUUUUUGCAAUCCACCGGAUCACACCUUAUGCUCAAUGUUUACCCGUACUAUGAUUAUGUGCAAUCGAAUGGUGUGAUCCCAUUGGACUAUGCACUUUUCCGGCCCCUCCCUGCUAACAAGGAAGCCGUGGAUGCCAACACACUCCUUCACUACACUAAUGUCUUUGAUGCUAUUGUUGAUGCAGCAUAUUUUGCAAUGUCCUACCUGAACUUUACUAAUGUUCCAAUAGUAGUAACUGAAUCUGGUUGGCCAUCCAAGGGUGACUCUUCGGAGCCGGAUGCAACACUUGACAAUGCGAACACAUACAACAGUAACUUGAUCAGGCAUGUGCUUAACAACACAGGGACACCCAAACGCCCUGGGAUUGCGGUUAACACUUAUAUUUAUGAGCUUUACAACGAGGAUUUGAGACCUGGGUCGGUAUCUGAAAAGAACUGGGGACUUUUCGAUGCCAAUGGGGUGCCUGUUUAUAUCUUGCAUUUGACGGGUGGUGGGACCGUGUUGGCAAAUGAUACUACAAACCAGACAUUUUGCAUUGCAAGGCCAGAUGCUGAUAAAAAGAUGUUACAGGCAGCGUUGGAUUGGGCUUGUGGACCUGGGAAAGUUGAUUGCUCAACCUUAUUGCAGGGGCAGCCUUGUUAUGAUCCCGAUACCGUGGUUGCACAUUCAACAUAUGCUUUCAAUGCAUACUUCCAGAAGAUGGCUAAGUCUCCAGGGACCUGUGAUUUCAAAGGGGUUGCUACCAUCACUACCACUGAUCCAAUGGUGGGAAAAAUGGAACCUUCCUAAAUGGCACAUCACUGGCUCCGUCUUCAAAUUCAACAACAGAUGCUAGCAGCUGUGCGGUGUAUUUCCGUGGUGUCGGUUCUUUUACAACCUCUGUGAUCUCAGGCCUUUUACUUAUGGUUGCAGUGUUCUUGUAAAACCUUCACACCUGCAUUUUAUUAAAGCACAUUCUUAUUGCAUUUGAACUAGCAUGGAGCAUUAGGUGAAGGAGAACUUGCAAAAUUCCCAAUUUUGUCCCUCCAGGAAUGGAGGGUAGUUAAGGGUUGGCAAGGCUCAUUGAACACUAGGUGAUUGGGCAUGUACAAACCAACUGAAAAUUAUUUGGAUUGUUGUAAAAUACCUUACUGGGUUGAAUUUGGUUGCAUUCUUUGAGCUGGAUUUAGUAACAAGGCCAUGUAUCUCUGUAAUAUUAUUAUGUUCAAGUGAGUGGUGACCAUUCGGAAUGAGAAAAAAUCGUUCCUUAUUUA